Rhinichthys klamathensis goyatoka is the source of this 1917-nucleotide messenger RNA. It is a transcript of the gene pnpla3, whose product is annotated as patatin-like phospholipase domain containing 3. NCBI's taxonomy places the organism in Eukaryota, Metazoa, Chordata, Actinopteri, Cypriniformes, Leuciscidae. The transcript is spliced from 9 exons. The record is from RefSeq and is a predicted model, not a curated record. Bases 79 to 1551 code for a protein of 490 amino acids. Gene Ontology annotation, molecular function: triacylglycerol lipase activity. Gene Ontology annotation, cellular component: membrane; lipid droplet; cytoplasm. Gene Ontology annotation, biological process: positive regulation of triglyceride catabolic process; lipid homeostasis; triglyceride catabolic process.
AGACAAGCAAACACCUUUACAGAAGACAUGCUAUUAGUUACAACGCGAGCAAGAACAGCCUGAGAUUUUGCCGCAGUCAUGUUUGAUUUAAAGGAAGGGUGGAAUCUGUCGUUCGCUGGAUGCGGGUUUUUAGGGAUCUAUCACAUCGGUGUUGCGAGCUGUCUUCUGGAGCAAGCGCCGUAUCUGAUCCGCGGGGCCAGUAAGAUCUACGGAGCCUCAGCAGGGGCUCUCACUGCAUCCGUGCUCGCUACUGAGGCGUGCUUAGAGAAGUGUUGUGAAGAUGUCAUCAACGUUGCCAAGGAGGCACGGAAGCGUAAUCUGGGCCCUUUGCACCCAACAUUCAACAUAGUAAAGGUGCUACGUGGAGGCCUGUAUCGUGACCUGCCGUCCAAUGCGCACACGCUGGCCUCUGGCCGACUGUGUGUGUCACUUACACGGGUCAUGGACGGGCAAAAUGUUCUGGUGUCGGACUUCAGCUCCAAAGAUGAACUCAUCCAGGCUCUUGUUUGUAGCUGCUUCAUUCCCGUAUAUUGUGGUUUAAUCCCUCCUGCCUUCCGUGGUGUGCGUUAUGUGGAUGGUGGCAUCAGUGAUAAUCUGCCCCAGUCGGAGCUGAAAAACACCAUCACCGUUUCUCCAUUCUCAGGAGAGAGUGAUAUCUGUCCAAACGACAAUUCCACCAGCUUCCACGAACUGCGUUUCACAAACACUAGCAUACAAGUCAAUCUUGACAACAUGUACAGACUGAGCAAAGCCUUGUUCCCCCCAGAGCCCAAAGUGCUGGCAGAGAUGUGUCAGAGUGGGUAUAAAGACGCCUUCCGAUUUCUCCAGGAAAACAAUUUGCUACAAGCGGCGUGUCCUAGAGCAGACAUGGCUCUGAUUCAGGCGUCUCCCACCUGCUGCUGCCCAGGCAAUCAGGAUCCUGUCGUGGUAGAAACCACAAAAGAGUGGGUGCUGCGGAGACUCCGCCUUUUGAGAAAACACCACUGGUGGUUGGAUGAACAGCUUGUCGAUAACCUGCCAACGCCCAUUAAGAAAGUGUUUUGCGACGCCUGCAGAGAAAAGCAUGGUCUACUGGCACAGGUGACUGGUUUGCUGCCGCUGCGCGUGGCCUCCUACAUGCUGAUGCCGUACACGCUGCCGGUGGAAUCAGCGUACUCUGCAGCUCAGAGGUUUUGGGAGUGGAUCCCAGAAGUCCCUGCAGAUGUGCGCUGGCUUGCUGAGGUAGCAGGCGGUGUUUACAAACUGGCUUGGAAAGGUGCCGCGUCAGAGACGAGCAGUGGCGCCCCCUUGAGAAGAUGUGUGAGUGAACCGCCAAUGGUAGAUUUACAGAUGCCUGUCACAAACUACAACGGACACAUACUUCAUUCUGCCAGCAACCUUGAUAGCUACAACUGGACUUUUCCAGGAGACUUUAAUGCGGCUUCUUCUCUAAACCCACCGGACAGUCCUAUUAACAACACAAGCCCUUCCUCUAAGCAGAUGUGCUUUAUUGUUGGCUCACAAAGUAAUCAUGAGAAGCAAAUGGACCAAUGCAGAACCUUUUCCGCUUAGGAAACUAUAUACUUGACUCCCCUGGUCAUUCAUAUCACAUUUAGGCGAUGAGAGAGAUGAGCGUGGGUAGGUAAAUGCUCUGGAAUCCAGCGUCGAGAGUAAAUAUAUCAUGUCAAGCACUCCUCCCAUGAUAUGUUGAACAAUCUCCAAAUGUGCCUUUCUCUAUUCAGAACCAAAGAUGUGUUUUGUAGUUUGAUCUGUUGUAUCAGCCUGAACCUUGUGUUUUGCUGAUGUGGACAGUGUAUGCAUGUCAGAGUUUACAUUAUAAUUGGUGCUAGUACUUCUCUAAGACCUCAAUAUACUUUGAUAUGUGCCACACAAGUCCAUGCCACAAAUGUGUACAAUCAAAUAAACCAUUUGAGCCCA